AUGCAUUCAACUUUUCUCCUAAUUGUAACCACCUCUGCAGCAUUCAUCUUUCCACUUUUUCUCUCAUCUCCAUUUCUCAUCAUUCAUCUUUCCACUUUUUUCUCUCAUCUCCAUUUCUCAUGUAACCACCUAAUUGCUCUGCAGCAUUCAUCUUUCCACUUUUCUCUCAUCUCCAUUUCUCAUGUAACCACCCUAAUUGCACUGCAGCAUUCAUCUUUCCUUUUCUCUCAUCUCCAUUUCUCAUGUAACCACCUAAUUGCUCUGCAGCAUUCAUCUUUCCACUUUUUCUCUCAUCUCCAUUUCUCAUGUAACCACCUAAUUGCUCUGCAGCAUUCAUCUUUCCACUUUUCUCUCAUCUCCAUUUCUCAUCAUUCAUCUUUCCACUUUUUCUCUCAUCUCCAUUUCUCAAUUGCUCUGCAGCAUUCAUCUUUCCACUUUUUCUCUCAUCUCCAUUUUGUAACCUCUGCAGCAUUCAUCUUUCCACUUUUCUCUCAUCUCCAUUUCUCAUGUAACCACCUAAUUGCUCUGCAGCAUUCAUCUUUCCACUUUUUCUCUCAUCUCCAUUUCUCAUGUAACCACCUAAUUGCACUGCAGCAUUCAUCUUUCCACUUUUUCUCUCAUCUCCAUUUCUCAUGUAACCACCUAAUUGCUCUUUCACUUUUUCUCUCAUUCCAUAACCACCUAAUUGCUUCAUUCAUCUUUUUUUUCUCUCAUCUCCAUUUCUCAUGUAACCACCUAAUUGCACUGCAGCAUUCAUCUUUCCACUUUUUCUCUCAUCUCCAUUUCUCAUGUAACCACCUAAUUGCACUGCAGCAUUCAUCUUUCCACUUUUCUCUCAUCUCCAUUUCUCAUCAUUCAUUCAUCUUUCCAUUUCUUUUCUCUCAUCUCCAUUUCUCAUGUAACCUCACAGCAUCAUUCAUUCCUUUUCUCAUCUCCAUUUCUCAUGUAACCACUAAUUGCUCUGCAGCAUUCAUCUUUCCACUUUUCUCUCAUCUCCAUUUCUCAUGUAACCACCUAAUUGCACUGCAGCAUUCAUCUUUCCACUUUUCUCUCAUCUCCAUUUUCUCAUGUAACCACCUAAUUGCUCUGCAGCAUUCAUUUUCCUUUUCUCUCUCUCUCCAUUUCUCAUGUAACCACCCUAAUUGCACUGCAGCAUUCAUUCCACUUUUCUCUCAUCUCCAUUUCUCAUGUAACCACCUAAUUGCUCUGCAGCAUUCAUCUUUCCACUUUUCUCUCAUCUCCAUUUCUCAUCAUUCAUCUUUCCACUUUUUCUCUCAUCUCCAUUUCUCAUGUAACCACCUAAUUGCACUGCAGCAUUCAUCUUUCCACUUUUUCUCUCAUCUCCAUUUCUCAUGUAACCACCUAAUUGCACUGCAGCAUUCAUCUUUCCACUUUUUCUCAUCUCCAUUUCUCAUCAUUCAUCUUUCCACUUUUUCUCUCAUCUCCAUUUCUCAUGUAACCACCCUAAUUGCACUGCAGCAUUCACUUUUUCUCUCAUCUCCAUUUCUUCCACUUUUUUCUCUCAUCUCCAUUUCUCAUCUCCAUUUCUCAUCUCAUUUCUCAUGUAACCAACCAUUCAUUCCACUUUUCUCUCAAUUAACCACCUGCAGCAUUCAUCUUUCCACUUUUUUCUCUCAUCUCCAUUUCUCAUGUAACCACCUAAUUGCUCUGCAGCAUUCAUCUUCCACUUUUUCUCUCAUCUCCAUUUCUCAUCAUUCAUCAUUCCACUUUUCUCUCAUCUCCAUUUCUCAUGUAAACCACCUAAUUGCACUGCAGCAUUCAUUCCACUUUUUCUCUCAUCUCCAUUUCUCAUGUAACCACCUAAUUGCACUGCAGCAUUCAUUCCUUUUUUCUCUCAUCUCCAUUUCUCAUCAUUCAUCUUUCCACUUUUUCUCUCAUCUCCAUUUCUCAUGUAACCACCUAAUUGCACUGCAGCAUUCAUCUUUCCACUUUUUCUCUCAUCUCCAUUUCUCAUGUAACCACCUAAUUGCAGCAUUCAUCUUUCCACUUUUUCUCUCAUCUCCAUUUCUCAGUAACCACCUUCUCUGCAGCAUUCAUCUUUCCACUUUUCUCUCAUCUCCAUUUCUCAUCAUUUUCUUUUUCUCUCAUCUCCAUUUCUCAUGUAACCACCUAAUUGCACUGCAGCAUUCAUCUUUCCACUUUUCUCUCAUCUCCAUUUCUCAUGUAACCACCUUUCUGCAGCAUUCAUCUAUUCCACUUUUCUCUCAUCUCCAUUUCUCAUCAUUCAUCUUUCCACUUUUCUCUCAUCUCCAUUUCUCAUGUAACCACCUAAUUGCACUGCAGCAUUCAUUCCACUUUUUCUCUCAUCUCCAUUUCUCAUGUAACCACCCUAAUUGCACUGCAGCAUUCAUUCCACUUUUCUCUCAUCUCCAUUUCUCAUGUAACCACCUAAUUGCUCUGCAUUCAUUCAUCUUUCCUUUUCUUUCCAUUUCUCAUGCCAACCACCUAAUUGCACUGCAGCAUUCAUUCCACUUUUCUCUCAUCUCCAUUUCUCAUCAUUCAUCUUUCCACUUUUUCUCUCAUCUCCAUUUCUCAUGUAACCACCUAAUUGCACUGCAGCAUUCAUUCCACUUUUUCUCUCAUCUCCAUUUCUCAUGUAACCACCUAAUUGCUCUGCAGCAUUCAUCUUUCCACUUUUUCUCUCAUCUCCAUUUCUCAUGUAACCACCUAAUUGCACUGCAGCAUUCAUUCCACUUUUUCUCUCAUCUCCAUUUCUCAUCAUUCAUCUUUCUUUUUCUCUCAUUCCAUUUCUUUUCUCUCAUCUCCACUUUUUUCUCAUCUCCAUUUUUCUCAUGUAACCACCUAAUUGCACUGCAGCAUUCAUCUUUCCCUUUUCUCUCAUCUCCAUUUCUCAUCAUUCAUUCCACUUUUCUCUCUCAUCUUUUCUCUCAUCUCCAUUUCUCAUGUAACCACCUAAUUGCACUGCAGCAUUCAUUCCACUUUUUCUCUCAUCUCCAUUUCUCAUGUAACCACCUAAUUGCACUGCAUUCAUCUUUCCACUUUUUCUCAUCUCUCCAUUUCUCAUGUCAUCUGCAGCAUUCAUUCCACUUUUUCUCUCAUCUCCAUUUCUCAUGUAACCACCUAAUUGUUUGCAGCAUUCAUCUUUCACUUUUCUCUCAUCUCCAUUUCUCAUCAUCUUUUCAUUUUUCUCAUCUCCAUUUUCUCUCUGCAGCAUUCAUUCCAUUUUCUCCAUUUCUUAACCACCUAAUUGCACUGCAGCAUUCAUCUUUCCACUUUUCUCUCAUCUCCAUUUCUCAUCAUUCAUUCCACUUUUCUCUCAUCUCCAUUUCUCAUGUAACCACCCCUAAUUGCACUGCAGCAUUCAUCUUUCACUUUUCUCUCAUCUCCAUUUCUCACCACCCUAAUUGCACUGCAGCAUUCAUCUUUUUCUCUCAUCUCCAUUUCUCAUUGCUCUGCAGCAUUCAUCUUUCCACUUUUCUCUCAUCUCUCCAUUUCUCAACCACCCUAAUUGCACUGCAUUCAUCUUUCCACUUUUUCUCUCAUCUCCAUUUCUCAUGUAACCACCUCAAUUGCCAACCACUAAUUGCUCUGCAGCAUUCAUCUUCCACUUUUCUCUCAUCUCCAUUCUCAUGUAACCACCUAAUUGCACUGCAUUCAUUUUCACUUUUCUCUCAUCUCCAUUUCUCAUGUAACCACCUAAUUGCACUGCAGCAUUCAUUCCACUUUUCUCUCAUCUCCAUUUCUCAUGUAACCACCCAAUUGCUCUGCAGCAUUCAUCUUUCCUUUUUCUCUCAUCUCCCAUUUCUCCAUGUAACCACCCUAAUUGCACUGCAGCAUUCAUUCCCUUUUUCUCUCAUCUCCAUUUCUCAUCAUAACCACCUAAUUGCUCUGCAGCAUUCAUCUUUCUUUUUCUCUCAUCUCCAUUUCUCAUGUAACCACCUAAUUGCACUGCAGCAUUCAUCUUUCCACUUUUCUCUCAUCUCCAUUUCUCAUCAUUCAUUCCACUUUUUCUCUCAUCUCCAUUUCUCAUGUAACCACCUAAUUGCUCUGCAGCAUUCAUCUUUCCUUUUCUCUCAUCUCCAUUUCUCAUGUAACCACCUAAUUGCACUGCAGCAUUCAUCUUUCCACUUUUUCUCUCAUCUCCAUUUCUCAUCAUUCAUCUUUCUUUUUUCUCUCAUCUCCAUUUCUCAUGUAACCAUUCCUACUUUUUCUCUCUCAGCAUUUUCAUGCCAACCACCUUUCCACUUUUCUCUCAUCUCCAUUUUCUCAUGUAACCACCUAAUUGCUCUGCAGCAUUCAUCUUUCCACUUUCUCUCAUCUCCAUUUCUCAUCAUUUCAUUCACUUUUCUCUCAUCUCCAUUUCUCAGCCAACCACCUAAUUGCUCUGCAGCAUUCAUCAUUUUCCACUUUUCUCUCAUCUCCAUUUCUCAUCAUUCAUCUUUCCCUUUUCUUUCCCAUUUCUCAUGCCAACCACCUCCAUUCAUUCAUUGCCUCUCUCAUCUCCAUUUCUCAUGUAACCACCUAAUUGCUCUGCAGCAUUCAAUCUUUCUUUUUCUCAUCUCCAUUUCUCAUAUACCACCUAUUACUGCAGCAUUCAUCUUUCACUUUUCUCUCAUCUCCAUUUCUCAUCAUUCAUUUUCUCUCAUCUCCCAUUUCUCAUGUAACCACCUAAUUGCACUGCAGCAUUCAUUCCUUUCUCUCUCAUCUCAUUUCUCAUGUUUCCACCUAACCUGCACCAUUCAUCUUUCCACUUUUCUCUCAUCUCCCAUUUCUCAUUACUGCAGCAUUCAUUCCACUUUUUCUCUCAUCUCCCAUUUCUCAUGUAACCACCUAAUUGCUCUGCAGCAUUUCAUCUUUCCACUUUUCUCUCUCUCCAUUUUCUCAUCAUUCAUUCCACUUUUCUCUCAUCUCCAUUUCUCAUGUAACCCACCUAAUUGCACUGCAGCAUUCAUCUUUCCACUUUUCUCUCAUCUCCAUUUCUCAUGUAACCACCUAACCACAGCAUUCAUUCCACUUUUCUCUCAUCUCCAUUUCUCAUUCAUCUUUUCAUCUUUUUUCUCUCAUCUCCAUUUCUCAUGUAACCACCUAAUUGCACUGCAGCAUUUCUUUUCCACUUUUCUCUCAUCUCCAUUUCUCAUUAACCACCCUAAUUCUUCUGCAGCAUUCAUCUUUCCCUUUUUCUCUCAUCUCCAUUUCUCAUGUGACCACCAUUGCACUGCAGCAUUCAUUCCACUUUUUCUCUCAUCUCCCAUUUUUCUCAUUAACCAUCUUUCCCUUUUCUCUCAUCUCCAUUUCUCAUUCACCAUCUUUCCACUUUUCUUUCUCUCUCAUCUCCAUUUCUCAUUUUUAACCACCCCUAAUUGCAUUCAUCUUUCACUUUUCUCUCAUCUCCAUUUCACCACCUUUGCACUGCAGCAUUCAUCUUUCCACUUUUUCUCAUCUCCAUUUCUCAUCAUUCAUCUUUCCACUUUUCUCUCAUCUCCAUUUCUCAUACUUAACCACCUAGUACUCUGCAUUCAUCUUUCCACUUUUUCUCUCAUCUCCAUUUCUCAUCAUUCAUCUUUCCACUUUUUCUCUCAUCUCCACUUUUUCUCAUCUCCAUUUCUCAACCACCUAAUUGCAUUCAUCUUUCACUUUUUCUCUCAUUCAUCUCAUGUAACCACCUGUUACUGCAGCAUUCAUUUUUUCUCUCAUCUCCAUUUCUCAUCAUUCAUCUUUCACUUUUCUCUCAUCUCCAUUUCUCAUGUAUACCUAAUUAACCACCUAAUUGUAACCACCACUGCAGCAUUCAUCUUUCUUUUUCUCUCAUCUCCAUUUCUCAUGUCUCAUUCAUUCCAUUUCCAUUUCAACCUUAACCACCUAAUUGCUCUCAUCUUUCCACUUUUCUUUCCUUUCUCUCUCAUCUCCAUUUCUCAUUCAACACCUAGCUCUUUUUCAUUCAUUCCAUCUCAUCUCCAUUUCUCUUAUAACCACUACAUUCAUCUUUCCCUUUUUCUCUCAUCUCCAUUUCUCAUUAACCACCUAAUUUCACUGCAGCAUUCAGCCCUUUUCUCUCAUCUCCAUUUCUCAUGUAACCACCUAGUGCUCUGCAGCAUUCAUCUUUCCUUUUCUCUCAUCUCCAUUUCUCAUCAUUCAUCUUUCGACUUUUUCUCUCAUCUCCAUUUCUCAUCUAACCACCUAAUUGCUCUGCAGCAUUCAUCUUUCCUUUUUCUCUCAUCUCCAUUUCUCUUAACCACCCCUAAUUUCUCUGCAGCAUUCAUCUUUCCACUUUUCUCUCAUCUCCAUUUCUCAUCAUUCAUCUUUCCACUUUUCUCUCAUCUCCAUUUCUCAUGUAACCCACCUAAUUCACUGCAGCAUUCAUUCUUUCUCUCAUCAUUUCUUCUAACCACCUUUUCUCCACAUUCAUCUUUCCACUUUUCUCUCAUCUCCAUUUCAUUACUGCAGCAUUCAUUUCCACUUUUCUCUCAUCUCCAUUUCUCAUAUAACCACCUAAUUUGCUCUGCAUUCAUUCAUCUUUUCUUUUCUCAUCUCCAUUUCUCAUGUAACCACCUAAUUGCACUGCAGCAUUCAUCUUUCCUUUUCUCUCAUCUCCAUUUCUCAUGUAACCACCCUAAUCUUUCCACUUUUCUCUCAUCUCCAUUCAUUCCACCUUUCAUUCUCAUCUCCCAUUUCUCAUCAUUCAUCUUUCCACUUUUCUCUCAUCUCCAUUUCUCAUGUAACCACCUUUUCAUCUCACUUUUCUCUCUCUCCAUUUCUCAUGUAACCACCUAUCUUUCUUUCAUCUUUCCACUUUUCUCUCAUUUUCUUUCCACUUUUCUCUCUCUUUUUCUCCAUCUUUCUCAUCAUUCAUCUUUCCCUUUUCUCUCUCCAUUUCUCAUCAUUCAUCUUUCCCUUUUUCUCUCAUCUCCAUUUCUCAUCCUUCUUAACCACCUAAUUGCACUGCAGCAUUCAUCUUUCACUUUUUCUCUCAUCUCCAUUUCUCAUGUAACCACCCUAGUACUGCGCAUUCAUUCCACUUUUUCUCUCUCCAUUUCUCAAAACCACCUAGUUACUGCAGCAUUCAUCUUCCACUUUUUCUCUCAUCUCCAUUUCUCAUCAUUCAUUUUUCUCUCAUCUCCAUUUCUCAUACCCAACCACCUAAUUUCUGCAGCAUUCAUCUUUCCACUUUUUCUCAUCUCCAUUUCUCAUUUCCUUUGCAGCAUUCAUCUCACUUUCUCUCUCAUCUCCAUUUCAUGUAACCACCUAAUUGCACUGCAGCAUUCAUUUCCACUUUUUCUCUCAUCUCCAUUUCUCAUCAUUCAUCUUUCCAUUCUUUUCUCUCAUCUCCAUUUCUCAUGUAACCACCUAAUUGCACUGCAGCAUUCAUUUUCAUCUCCUUUUUCUCUCAUCUCCAUUUCUCAGCUUAACCACCUACAUUGCUCUGCAGCAUUCAUCUUUUCCACUUUUCUCUCAUCUCCAUUUCUCAUCAUUCAUCUUUCCACUUUUCUCUCAUCUCCCAUUUUCUCAUGUAACCACCUAGUACUGCAGCAUUCAUCUUUCUCAUUUCCUCAUUUUUCUCUCAUCUUUCCAUUUCUCAUUUCUCAUGUAACCACCCUAAUUGCUCUGCAGCAUUCAUCUUUUCCACUUUUUCUCUCAUCUCCCAUUUCUCAUGCCCAACCACCCCUAAUUGCUCUGCAUUCAUCUCCACUUUUUCUCUCAUCUCCAUUUCUCUAA
Acanthosepion pharaonis is the source of this 7695-nucleotide messenger RNA. The record is from the annotation of a GenBank genome assembly. Lineage: Eukaryota; Metazoa; Mollusca; Cephalopoda; Sepiida; Sepiidae.